GGGCCGCUGUGCGCGCAGCCUGUGGCGUCAAAGCGCCCGCGGUGUCCAUGGAGAGAGGUUGAGGUGGCCUCGCUCCGGCCCGAGCACCCGGCGCGCCGCGGCGACCAUGUCGGCGUCGUUAGUCCGGGCCACCGUCCGGGCCGUGAGCAAGCGCAAGUUGCAGCCCACGCGGGCCGCCCUGACUCUGACACCUUCAGCAGUAAACAAGAUAAAACAGCUUCUUAAAGACAAACCUGAGCAUGUAGGCCUGAAAGUCGGUGUCCGAACCAGGGGCUGUAAUGGCCUCUCUUAUACCCUUGAAUAUACCAAGACAAAAGGAGAUUCGGAUGAAGAAGUUUUUCAAGAUGGAGUAAGAGUAUUCAUUGAAAAAAAAGCACAGCUGACACUUCUAGGAACAGAAAUGGACUAUGUUGAAGACAAAUUAUCCAGUGAGUUUGUGUUCAAUAACCCCAACAUCAAAGGCACGUGUGGCUGUGGAGAAAGCUUUAAUAUCUGACGCCACAGACUGGCUCUGGCCAUGCAUUCCGGAAGGAGACCCAAGGCUUGCCGACACUAUCAUGUGAUUGCCACCCACUUAAGGCUUCUAAAGAGUCCUCUGAGGAAAUAAAGUGACGCAUUUGAAAACAAAACCGGUGUAUUUGUCCAGGGGACAGAAAACGCCCGCUAGUGCUCUCUGGGUCAUGUUUCUGAGUUGUCAGAGGGAAGCCUGACCCUUUCUCAUAACUCUCUGUGUCUUUUGUGUUAGAACCAGUUGUGUAAGAGUCGCUUUCCUUGGAGAAUUUUAAGAAACAUAAAUAACUGGUUUGUGCUCAGUAGUGUUCAGUGGCCAGAAUGUGCACCCCCCCAGAUGAGAGAGGUUCAGCGUCUGAGGUCCUGGCUGCUGACGUGGGGUGCUGACACUUACUUUCCUACCCAGCAUCUCCUGCCUGGCCUUUGCACUUUCUCAUCACAGCUGCUUCCUUGAACUGCACUGCAGAAAAGAGAACACCUCAGCCUGCCUAUUUUAAAUCAGUUCUCUUGCCACACUAAAUGUGCAAAGGCAAGAUCUCAAGCUGAUACCAAUCUUUGAAAUGAAAGGUCUCUUAAACCCAACUGCCCCAUCCCCAGAGUUUGCUCCCAAAGGGAGAACCUGCAAAAAGAUGAAGGACUUUUUUGCACCUUUGCCUAUGGGGUUGGCAGAGCCAGACCAUUCUAGGCCUACCCAUACUUCCCUGUGGGGGGCUGCAGGCAGCUGAGGACAUCAGGAAAGCUUAAUAAGUGAUUCGGCUGUUGGAGAAAAUUUUAUAGCUUGUUGGACAUCGACACAAUUAUUUUGAGUGAGAAUGUGUUUUGACUCAUUUGUGUAAAUCACCAUCUUUCAAGCUACUUUAUGAGUAGCAGGAAGAGAGAUUAGUCAUGACCUGGAAUCACUCUGGCAUCGUCACAGUGUAAUGGUAAAGUAGGGCCUGGGGAUCUUCUCUCACAAAUCCAACAUGCACACACCGUCCGUCCAGUUGCUAAGACUUAAAACCCUAUUAUUUAAACCUUAGAUUUUUGUGCCCAUAUUCCCUUUGUCAAUUAUUGACAGAUUUUCCUGGGCUUGACCUAUUAAGUAGCUUUUUUUGAAAGCUCAUUUGUGUUUAAUUGAAGCAGUUGAGUUUUGUGUCGUAUUUGCUAAAGUUCUGAUAAGCGCACGGCCUGAGGUCUAGGUAAGAGUUCAUAAGUUUGUAUCAUUAAUAGAAAUGUCUUUCCACUUAUAAUUUGUGCAAUACUCAUGUAAUGGUUAAGUUGUCAAUAAAAUAUGUGCCUAUC
This is a messenger RNA of Sorex fumeus (smoky shrew), 1791 nucleotides long. It is a transcript of the gene ISCA1, whose product is annotated as iron-sulfur cluster assembly 1. Gene Ontology annotation, cellular component: mitochondrion; cytoplasm. Gene Ontology annotation, molecular function: 2 iron, 2 sulfur cluster binding. NCBI's taxonomy places the organism in Eukaryota, Metazoa, Chordata, Mammalia, Eulipotyphla, Soricidae. Gene Ontology annotation, biological process: iron-sulfur cluster assembly. The record is from RefSeq and is a predicted model, not a curated record. The coding region runs from base 107 to 496 and encodes 129 amino acids. The transcript is spliced from 4 exons.